Molecule: messenger RNA, 1239 nt
Organism: Octodon degus (degu)
Lineage: Eukaryota; Metazoa; Chordata; Mammalia; Rodentia; Octodontidae
Gene: Cxcr5
Product: C-X-C motif chemokine receptor 5
Exons: 2
Coding region: 24-1148 (374 amino acids)
Biological process (GO): G protein-coupled receptor signaling pathway; B cell activation; immune response
Cellular component (GO): membrane
Molecular function (GO): C-X-C chemokine receptor activity
Source: RefSeq, a predicted model, not a curated record
GUCUGGGGACUCACGGCUGCAAUAUGAACUACCCCCUCACCCUGGACAUGGAACUCAUGAAGUACAACAUGGAGGACCUGUACAAAGAACUGGCGAACUACACUGACAGCACGGAGAGCCCUUUCCUGGAGAACUACUUGUGCUCCACAGCCGAGGGACCCCUUCUGAGCUCCUUCAAGGCCGUGUUCAUGCCAGUGGCCUACAGCUUCAUCUUCCUCCUGGGCAUGAUGGGCAACAUCCUGGUGCUGGUGGUGUUGGAGCGGCACCGGCAGACGCGUAGCUCCACCGAGACCUUCCUGUUCCACUUGGCGGUGGCUGACCUCCUGCUGGUCUUCAUCCUGCCGUUUGCCGUGGCUGAGGGUUCAGUGGGCUGGGUCCUGGGCACCUUCCUCUGCAAAACUGUGAUUGCUCUGCACAAGAUCAACUUCUACUGCAGCAGCCUGCUCCUGGCCUGCAUCGCUGUGGACCGCUAUCUGGCCAUCGUCCACGCCGUCCAUGCCUACCGCCACCGCCGCCUCCUCUCCAUCCACAUCACCUGUGCAGCCAUCUGGCUGGCGGGCUUCCUCUUUGCAUUGCCAGAGAUUCUCUUCGCCAAGGUCAGCCAACCCCAUCACAACGAUUCCCUGCCACGUUGUACCUUCUCCCAAGAGAACCAAGCCGAAACCAAAGCCUGGUUCACCUCCCGCUUCCUCUACCACGUUGGGGGCUUCUUGCUGCCUAUGCUGGUGAUGGGCUGGUGCUAUGUAGGGGUGGUGCACAGACUUUGCCAGGCCCAGCGACGCCCUCAAAGGCAGAAGGCGGUCAGGGUGGCCAUCCUGGUGACCAGCAUCUUCUUUCUCUGCUGGUCACCCUACCAUAUCGUCAUCUUCCUGGACACCCUGGCAAGGCUGAAGGCUGUGGACAACAGCUGUGAGCUGAAUGGCUAUCUCCCUGUGGCUAUCACCAUGUGUGAGUUCCUGGGUCUGGCUCACUGCUGCCUCAAUCCCAUGCUGUACACCUUCGCUGGCGUGAAGUUUCGCAGUGACCUAUCUCGGCUUCUGACCAAGCUGGGCUGUGCCGGCCCUGCCUCCCUGUGCCAGCUCCUCCCCAGCUGGCGCAAGAGCAGUCUCUCUGAGUCAGAGAAUGCCACCUCCCUCACCACCUUCUAGGCCCCAGCACUCCCCUUUGUUUCUGCUUCCCUUGGGACAUUCAGGAAUGCUGGAACCUCUUCCAACAGGAGCUGGCAUCCUAAGAGCCAUG